ACAAAAGUCAUCACAGUGGCAAAAGUCAUUCCCUUCUUCUUGUGGUCAAUGGAGGUGCUUAAUUCAUCUUCUUUAGAAUACUUUCAGCUAACAUUGUCAGCCUCUCUGUUACCCUUUCUCAUCUCCUUCUCAUAGCCUAAAGUUUCUCAUUGUGAAUAUUUAGUCAAGUAUUAUAUAAAGGCUUUCCAUUUUUAAUUUAGAGUAUUUCGGGGCUGUGGAUUUUGCUGUGUAUAACAACAUCCAUGGCUUCUUCUGUUCUGACUCAGAACAACAAGUAUGAUGUAUUUAUGAGUUUCAGAGGUGUUGAUACCCGUGAUAAUAUCACCAGCCAUCUUCAUGGUGCUUUGGUUAGGAGGAAAAUCGAGACUUACAUAGACUACAGAAUGGAGAAAGGAGAUGAAAUCUCAUCUGCACUUCUCCAAGCAAUCAAGGACUCGAGGCUCGCCAUAAUCAUUUUCUCUGAAAACUAUGCAACUUCAUCAUGGUGUUUGGAGGAACUGGUGCAUAUAAUGGAUUGCUGGAGAAGAAGUGGACAGUUUGUGAUACCCAUUUUUUACAAAACCGAUCCAUCAAAUGUACGGAAACAGAAGCACAGUUAUGCCACUGCUUUUGCUGAACACGAAGUUCGUUUCAUGGGGAAUUUGGAGAAGCUUCAAAAGUGGAGAGAUGCUUUGGCUCAAGCUGCUAAUCUAUCUGGCUUUGAUUCCGCCACUAUUAGGAAUGAAUCUGAAUUGGUUGAGGCUGUAGUGAAAGAUGUUUUGAACAAACUGAACCGUGAAACUUCAGGUGACUUAAAGGGUUUGGUGUCAAGUGAUUUGAGGGGUUUGGUUGGAACUGAGAGACAGAUUGAGCAAAUUGAAUCACUAUUAUGCAUCGGUUCACAAGAUGUUCGGAUUAUAGGUCUUUGGGGCAUGGGUGGUAUAGGCAAGACUACACUUGCUGAUGUUGUGUUUAACAAACUCUCCUCUCAAUUUGAAGGUCGCUUCUUCCUUGCAAACGUUAGGGAAGAAUCGGAGAAACAUGGACUAGAUCAUUUACGAAAUAGACUUCUAUCAAGAUUAUUAGAUGAAGAAAAUAUGAAUUAUGGCGCCCCAUCUAUAGGAUAUUUUGAUAGACAGAGGCUUCGUCGGAAAAGAGUUCUCAUUGUUCUUGAUGAUGUGAAUGAUAUAAGCCAACUAGAAUUUCUAGCAAUAGCGAAUGAUCGGUUUGGCCUUGGAAGUAGAAUCAUUAUUACAACUCGAGAUGUGCAAGUGCUUAAUAAUGUCGGAGUACGAGAAAUAUACAAGGUUAAGGAAUUGAACUUUGAUGAAGCUCUCCAUCUCUUUUAUCUGAAUGCUUUCAAAAAUGUGUCUCCACCAGAAGAGUAUACAACAUUGUCUAGAAGAGUGAUUUACUAUGCUAAUGGCGUUCCAUUAGCUCUUAAAGUUUUGGGUUCAUUCCUUCAUCAGAAGACGAAAGAAGAAUGGGAAAGUGCAUUGCAAAAACUGAAAAAAUUUCCUCACAAAACAGUUCAAAAUGUCUUGAGAAUAAGUUAUGAUGGACUAGAUGAUGACACGAAAGAUAUAUUUCUUGAUAUAGCAUGUUUCUACCAAGGGCAGGAGAAAGAUUACACAAAAAGAAUACUAGAUGCAUGUGGUUUCUUUGUGGCAGUGGGAUUAAGAAUUCUUAUCGAUAUGUCACUUGUAACGAUAAAGGACAACAGGCUACGGAUGCAUGACUUAAUACAAGAAAUGGGUUGGAAAAUUGUUGUAGAACAAUCUGCUAAAGAGCCAGGAAAACGUAGUAGGUUGUGGAUUGCAGACGAUGUUUAUCAUGUUUUGAAAAAUAAAGCGGGAACUGCAGCAAUUGAAGGAAUAUUUCUAGACAAGUCUAAAGUCAGAAAGUUAGACUUGAGUCGUGGAGCCUUCUCCAAGAUGUACAACCUAAGAUUGCUCAAAUUUUAUUAUUCUGACUUACACUUGACUGGGAAGUGUAAUGUUUGUCUUCCUCAAAACCUUCAGUCUCUUCCUGAUGCUCUUAGAUAUCUCCAUUGGGAUGGAUAUCCUUCCAAAUCUUUGCCACCAAAAUUUUCUCCCCACAAUCUUGUUGAACUCGAAAUUCCUCGUAGCCAAGUUGAGCGCCUUUGGCCUAAAGUCCAGAAUCUAGAGAACUUAAGAAGGCUGAAUCUUCGCAACUCCAAGAAUCUGAUUGAAAUUCCAGAUCUAUCUAACAGUCCAAAUCUUGAGAGUAUAGACCUUGAAUCUUGUAAAAGUUUGGUCCAAAUUCCUCCAUAUUUCAAAUGUCUUGACAAGCUUACUUCUCUGAAUCUGGGAGGCUGCUCAAAACUUAAGCAUCUUCCGGACAUAACUAAGAAUAUGGAAUUCUUAUAUUUACAUGGGACUGACAUAGAAGAAAUUCCCUCGUCAAUUUGGUCAAUGGAAAAACUUAUUCUUUUGGACCUUAACUUCUGUAAAAGUCUCAAACAUCUUCCAAGCGGCCCUUGUAAGCUAAAUUCUCUUCAGUUCCUUAGUCUACAGGGAUGCUUCUCUCUUGAUAAGUUUCCAGAACUUCCAAGGUACAUAAAACACCUACGUUUGAGUGGAACAGCCAUUGAAGUACUACCCUCAUCAGUUGAGUUUCUCUCUGGUCUUGUUAUACUUGAAAUGGAAGACUGCAAAAUGCUUCGGAGUCUUCCAACCAGCAUUUGUAAAUUGAAAUCUCUCCAGCGUCUUUCUCUCUCUGGUUGCUCAAAUCUCAAGAACUUCCCGGAAAUCUUGGAACCCAUGCAAUGCUUAAGGUUUCUUAAUCUAAGUCACACAGCUCUCAGAGAGCUACCCUCAUCCAUUGAAAGUCUAGUUCACCUUAAAAUAUUACAGCUUUAUAUGUGUGAAAACAUUGAGUUUGUCCCAGAUAGCCUUUAUAAUCUGAAUCAGCUUGAAACUUUGAUCCUUUGCGGCAGCAUAAAACUCAAAAAGUUGCCCCCCAUGUCAGAUGGUUUACGCUCUUUGACAGUACUUGAUCUCAGUGAUUGUAAUUUGUUUGAAAUUCCAGAUCACCUCAUUAGCUUAUCUUCAUUAGAAAACCUAAAUCUAAGUGGCACCAUGAUUGAAACCAUACCUGCAAGCAUCAAACAAGUUUCUGGGAUCUACGAGCUUAACUUAACCAAUUGCAAAAGACUUCGUUCUUUACCAGAGCUUCCAUUUCUUAUUGAUUCUUUUGAUGCACAUGGAUGCACAUCGCUGAAGAGUGUUUCAAGGACUGCAUUCACAGAAAAAUUGGACAAAUAUCAAAUUCGUAACCGCUACGAGGGAUACAUGCUAUGUAACUGCCCGAAUCUGAAUCAGAAUGCAUGGAGCAACAUAGUGACUGAUGCAAGGCUCAGAAUCAUGCGUAGCGCAACUGCUUCACUAUUGCUUAAAGAUGACAAUUAUGAAUCUCGUCGAACACCUUCAGUUACUAUUUUCUGCCAGGGAAAUGAAAUCCCAAAGUGGUUCACCUAUCAAAAUGAGGGGUCUUCAGUUCAUGUCAAACUUCCUCCAAACUGGUGUAACACAAUGUUCCUUGGUUUUGCAGUAUGUAUGGUUGUUUCAUUCGACAACUACACUGGAGACUGGGGUUUGGAUUUUAGCUGCGAAUCCCAGUUCAAAGCAGAUUCAGGUGAAAGCCAUGAAUCAAACUGUCGGUUGUAUGGGUGGGGUUGGGGGAAGAGUAGAACCAGAGAAAUCAACUCGGACCAUUUGUUGAUGUGGUAUGACUUGCGUUUGUAUCUUAAUGCUGUAAGAGAAAGAGGAGAAAAUUGGACGGAUGCAUCAUUUAACUUCUAUCCUGCGGAUGUUGCUAAUGAAGCUCUUACAUACAAUGAAGCUCUUAGAUUGGAACCUGUCCGCCUUAGCAAUGUGAAGGUGAAAAAAUGUGGAGUAUGCCUGUUAUAUGCUGAAGAUUCCGAGGAAUCUGGUCUAGAAGUAGAAGACAACUCGAAAAAUAAGAGACGUCGAGAUGACUUUGAAGGAAAUGGUGAUCGAACUCUCAUCUAUGAAAAGGAAAGAGAUGAACCACAUCCUAAGAGAAUCCUGUAAAGAAAAUCUUUUCCAUAGGAUGUAUUAGUGCAUGGUAUUGGUGGUGCUAUUGGCAUGAAGUUAAUGCCUGUUGUAAUGUGUAAAUAAAAAAGUGUGUUUUGGUAUUUGGCAGCUGCUUGUUUGUUUUAUGUACCAUGAAUGUUAAUAUGUGGUUUGUAGUUAGUAAGAUAAGUUUAGUAAUUGUCUUUGUUGUGGUUGUUAUGUAAAAAGCUACAGAUGUGAGAGUUUAAAAGAACAAUUUAACAAACAGAAACUGGGUUCUAGGAGGACUUGGCAAGUUUUUUCUAUUUGACCUU
Messenger RNA from Ziziphus jujuba (common jujube), 4351 nucleotides. RefSeq names its product disease resistance-like protein DSC1. Gene Ontology annotation, molecular function: protein binding; ADP binding. The transcript has 5 exons. NCBI's taxonomy places the organism in Eukaryota, Viridiplantae, Streptophyta, Magnoliopsida, Rosales, Rhamnaceae. Gene Ontology annotation, biological process: signal transduction; defense response. The record is from RefSeq and is a predicted model, not a curated record. Bases 243 to 4055 code for a protein of 1270 amino acids.